Molecule: messenger RNA, 1224 nt
Organism: Prunus persica (peach)
Lineage: Eukaryota; Viridiplantae; Streptophyta; Magnoliopsida; Rosales; Rosaceae
Product: tetraketide alpha-pyrone reductase 1
Exons: 6
Coding region: 48-1028 (326 amino acids)
Biological process (GO): steroid biosynthetic process
Molecular function (GO): 3-beta-hydroxy-Delta5-steroid dehydrogenase (NAD+) activity
Source: RefSeq, a predicted model, not a curated record
AGAGAGAGAGAGAGAGAGAGAGAGAGAGAGAGAGAGAGAGAGAGAAGAUGAGCAGAGAAGGGAAGGUGGUGUGUGUAACAGGAGCGUCUGGUUUCAUAGCAUCAUGGCUGGUGAAGCUCUUAUUACAACGCGGUUACAUUGUCAAAGCCACGGUUCGUGACCCAAAUGACUCAAAGAAAACAGAACACUUAUUGGCACUUGAUGGGGCAAAAGAAAGGCUGCAUUUGUUCCAAGCAGAUUUGAUAGAAGAAGGAUCUUUUGACGCUGCAGUUGAUGGAUGUGAAGGUGUUUUUCAUACAGCAUCCCCUGUUCUAUUUUCAGCCAAUAACCCUCAGGCAGAAUUAAUUGACCCUGCAGUGAAGGGAACCCUUAAUGUACUAAAAUCAUGUGUAAAAUUCGCUACCGUCAAGAGGGUAGUUUUAACAUCUUCUACGGCUGCAGUCAUUGUCAAUGGAAGACCAUUGACCCCUGAUGUGGUGGUUGAUGAAACAUGGUUUUCGGAUCCUUUUUUUUGUGAGAAUUUUAAGAUCGCGAAAUGGUAUGUUCUUUCGAAAACUUUAGCUGAGGAAGCUGCUUGGAAAUUUGCUGAAGGAAAUGGAAUUGACUUGGUUACCAUAAAUCCAUCCUAUGUGAUUGGUCCACUCUUACAACCAAGCCUUAAUCUCACUGUGGAGAUGAUUCUCAACCUCAAAAACGAUAUUGAAGAUGUAAACAGUUCAAUUUAUUCAUGUAGUGAUGUUAGAGAUGUUGCCUCAGCUCAUGUUCAAGCAUUUGAGGUUCCUUCAGCUAAUGGAAGAUAUUGUUUAGUUGGACAUGUUACACCCAUGGCCAAGGUUCUGAAGAUUUUACAUGAACUUCAUCCCUCUCUGUGUCCACCUGAAAAAUAUGAGGAGGCCAAUCCUUCUGAACCCACAUAUCAAGUAUCACAGGAAAAAGCAAAAAGUUUGGGAGUUAAUUUCCUUCCACUGGAAGUAAGUCUUAGGGACACUGUUGAAAGCCUCAAGGAGAAGGGCUUCCUCAAGGUUUGAAUUAUGCAACUGACAGCAACUUGCUCAUUGCACAAGUUUAUCCAAAGAGAUAGUGAAAGUAAUAUUCUUCAUGUUCAGACUUUCUAUAUUUGUCUGUAUAUGCCCCCAAUGUUCAGCUCCAUUGAAAAUGAAUUAAAAUGAAGUAACUUUUCAAUCUCUGGUGUACCAACCAAAAGUGUCUUUAAUUAUCUGUUUU